Messenger RNA from Mangifera indica (mango), 1960 nucleotides. Its product is annotated as amino acid permease 3-like. Gene Ontology annotation, cellular component: plasma membrane. Bases 150 to 1616 code for a protein of 488 amino acids. The record is from RefSeq and is a predicted model, not a curated record. Lineage: Eukaryota; Viridiplantae; Streptophyta; Magnoliopsida; Sapindales; Anacardiaceae. The transcript is spliced from 7 exons.
CUAGCUCAAAGAUAUGGCAAGACACAACUAAGUUUACAGCAAUCCCCUUCUUUGUUUCUUCAUUUAGAGUUGUUACUGUGCCCCCCUUUCUAUAAAGGGGAGUUUCUGAAAGCUCUUUAGACCCAUUCUACACGAAGAAAGAAGUCGAUAUGAAGAUGGGUGAGAGCACUGCCAACAAGAACUACCUUCCUCAUAACCAAGUGUUUGAUCUUUCCCUUGACGUGCAUACUCAAGGCGGCUCCAAGUGCUUCGAUGAUGAUGGCCGCCUCAAGCGAACUGGGACUGUUUGGACUGCAAGUGCUCACAUAAUAACAGCUGUUAUAGGGUCCGGAGUUUUGUCCCUUGCAUGGGCCACAGCUCAGCUGGGAUGGAUUGCAGGGCCAACUGUCAUGUUCUUGUUUUCUUUUGUCACCUACUACACUUCUACACUUCUGGCUGCUUGUUACCGUACAGGGGACUCUGUCAAUGGCAAGAGAAAUUAUACUUACAUGGACGCUGUUCGAUCCAGCCUUGGUGGAGUUCAAUUUAUGAUAUGUGGGCUUGUUCAAUACCUGAAUCUUUUUGGUGUUUCCAUUGGCUAUACGAUUGCCUCAUCUAUAAGCAUGAUGGCUAUAGGAAGGUCAAACUGUUUCCACAAGAGUGGUGGCAAGAAUCCAUGCCUUAUGAAUAGCAACCCAUAUAUGAUCGGUUUUGGGGUGGCACAAAUUAUUUUCUCUCAAAUUCCUGACUUCGAUCAGUUAUGGUGGCUCUCCAUUGUUGCUGCAGUCAUGUCCUUCACUUACUCAACAAUUGGUCUCGGUCUUGGCAUUGCUAAAGUUGCAGAAACUGGAACUAUCAGGGGAAGCUUAACUGGAAUAAGUAUUGGCACUGUCACUGAAACCCAAAAGAUAUGGAGGAGCUUCCAAGCGCUGGGAGACAUAGCCUUUGCCUAUUCUUACUCCAUCAUCCUCAUUGAAAUUCAGGACACAGUAAAAGCCCCACCAUCAGAGGAAAAGACAAUGAAGAAGGCAUCACUACUUAGUGUUGCAGUAACAACUCUAUUCUACAUGCUUUGUGGCUGCUUUGGCUAUGCCGCCUUUGGAGACUCAUCACCUGGAAAUCUCCUCACUGGUUUUGGUUUCUAUAACCCUUACUGGCUGCUUGACAUAGCCAAUGCAGCCAUUGUUAUCCACCUUGUUGGUGCAUACCAAGUUUACUGCCAACCCCUCUUCGCAUUCAUUGAGAAACAAGCUGCUGCAAGAUUCCCAGACAGUGACUUUAUCACCAAAGAGAUUAAAAUUCCAAUUCCAGGAUUUAGACCCUUCAGUCUCAACCUCUUCCGAUUGGUUUGGAGGACAAUUUUCGUAAUCGUAACCACUGUGAUUUCGAUGCUUCUUCCAUUUUUUAAUGAUGUAGUUGGUCUCCUUGGAGCUCUGGGAUUUUGGCCACUCACAGUGUACUACCCUGUUCAGAUGUACAUAGAACAAAUGAAGAUAGAAAAGUGGAGCCUAAAAUGGCUUUGCCUCCAAGUCCUAAGUUUCGCUUGCCUUGUUAUCACCAUUGCUGCAGCUGCUGGGUCUAUUGCAGGCAUUGUUCUUGAUCUUAAGGCUUAUAAGCCCUUCUCCACCACCUACUAAUUCUUCCAAAGACAAGGAAGAAUUAUGAUUAUUAGGAUUUUCAGUUCUUGUUCUUGUUCAUGUUCAAUGUUCAAUGUUCAUAUCCACCUAAACAGCCAUGUCACUGGUAUUGCUCUUAGUUUACUGUUGUUUCUUUUUCAUCUUUCAAACAAAGACAGAACGAAUGUACCCAUGGACGUAGAAUCGAAUAAUUCCUGCGUCCUCAUUUAAGCUAUAUGUAACGAUGUCUAUUUCUCAAAUGAAAAAACACAGUGAGCUAGGCCACUUACUGCUAUUAUCUCUGUGUCCAUUCAUUUAUUGUACAUCUAUUAGCCAUCAAAGUAAUACCAUAAAAGUUAUCGGCA